UUUUCUAGUGAGCAGUCUACUUUGCUGAUAUAUCUAAAUAUAUAAAUACUUCUGCAUGAGCAUAAUGCUGCAUGUGCCUGUUGUUGUAAACAGGUUUCUUGUGAAUUUUAUUAUGUAUGACUCCGUUGACCUUCACUUUUCCAUUGUAUAGUGCUGUCUUCUAUUUAGUUAUGGUAGUGGGCUUUAUCAAAUCAGCAUGGAGAGUAGGCAUUCUCUUUAUUGAAAGCUACAAUCUUCCUGCCUAAAAUUUUCAACAUAUUCUUUUAUUUAUAGAGUGGUCUUUUGCAAAAUGAGAAGACGAGAACUUCACUCUCAAACACGACAGAGCCUUCCUGUUGUCGAUGGCCAAUCGUGGGAAGGACACCAACGGUUCACAGUUUUUCAUGUGAGUAACAUUCACUAAAACAAUUCUCUCUGCAACAUAAUAACCAUACCAUUUAAUUGUGUCAUUUUUAAUCAAGUUUUGUUUUUUGCUUUCUGUCCCCUCUGUUUUGAAACUGUAGAGUAGUAUUUGUCAUUGAGUGUGACGUCACCAAUCCCCUCUCUGUGUGCAGUUAGAAUUCAAAGUGCAGAGAAACAUGGAUUCGUUCUUUUUUAUCUACAAAUGUGUUACAUUUUAUCUCUUGCCGUUUUUGUGUAAAAUUUACAGAAACUCUAGCAUCCUGCUCUUCCAAGGUAAUGUGUCUCCAAGGCUGUGUUUCUCUCUCUCCUGACUGUAUUUAUCAUUCAGUAGUUUGUAUUUGCAAACAUUCUGCAGAGUACAGUGUUUAUUUUGGACAUGUUGAAACAGUAUUCACACAUGGCUUAAGUUGACUCAUGUUAUUUGGCUUUGUAGACUUCCUUUAUCACUAAAACAGGUUGUCACCAUAAUUUGGAAAUUUCCUCUGUGUGUAAAAACUCAUUAAACAUAAAGGAGGAAAUGUAUACAGCCUGUCUCUGUAUGACCCAGAUAUUGUAUUGUAACUGCCCACACUCUUUUGCUGAGUGUAUACCUGCCCCUUUGUGGCUGUUUUUAGUAUUUCAUAAAUUGAUUUGCAAUUUAAUAUAAUUAAACAAAGGGUGGUCUUACAAAUGCUGUACCUUUUUUGAGAUGGUACAGUAGCACCCACGCUUUGUUGAAGUUAAUUUUUUGUUCUCAUUUUUUUCCUCCUUUUUCUCCUUUUUUCAUGACCCCUCCUCUCCCACUGGUUGAUCUUCCCUGCAUUGCUGGAUUUUCCACAAACAGCACGACCAAGAUGGCACCACAUCUCGAUGGAGUCCACGUCGUCUUUGGUCUUGUCAUCUCCGGCUUCGAAGUGAUAAAGAAGAUCGAGGGGCUGAAGACUGAUUCAGCCAGCAGGCCCUACGCUGAUGUGAGAGUGAUGGACUGUGGUCAGCUGAUCACUAAGUCUGCGAAUGACGUACUUGAAGGCAAGAGGAAACGAACCUCCCAUUCUGCCAACUCAUCCCUCAACUCCCAUGACUCGUCGUCUCAGUUGUCCUCUUCAGUUGAAUCUGAAAGUGAAUCUGAUGAAAAGCACAAACAUCGCAAGCACAAGAGACAUGCAAAGAGUAAACGGUCAAAAAAGAAAAAGAGGGAAUCAAAGAAGGAGAAGAACACUGAUGUUCUGCCUUUCAAGCAAAGUUCUGUGGAAAGACAGAUGCCAGAGGGAGAGAAUGAUGUGGAAGGAGAGAAGGAGCAUGGUGGGAAGAGAGAGAAGCCCGUAGUCCGACCAGAGGAAAUCCCACCGGUGCCAGAGAACCGCUUCCUGCUGCGCCGGGACAUGCCAUCUCAGGAGGAUAAAACUGAGAUAGUUGAGAAAGAAGAAUCGUCUGUUUCAGCUGACCAGAAACCAGCCGUGUCGAAGUCUGGACGGAAGAUUAAAGGCAGAGGGACAAUGAGAUAUCACACUCCCACAAGAUCUAAAUCCCGCUCUGCAUCUGUGGAAGAACGUGGUAGCAGUGAAACUCCGCCACACUGGAAAGAAGAGAUGAAGAGAACCAAAGUUUAUCAGCCACCAAGUAUCGAGAGAUGGAGCAAAGGAGACAAAUUGAAUGACCAUUCCUCAAGCAGAUGGGACGACAGAAGUGACUCGGCAUGGUCCCGAUCUGCAGAGCACUCCUCAGACCGCAGCUCUGAGAGGUCCAGCCUGCGCCGCCAGCAGAAGAAAGAGAAGAAGAAAGCCAAGCACAAGAAGAAGGCCAAAAAACGGAAGCACAGCAAGAAGAAGAGCUCUAAGAACAAACCUCAAGAGACGUACCUGUCAGAGGGUGAAAGGUCAGUGUCUUCAGGAAGAAAGUCCAGAAGAUCCCGCUCUCUGUCUCGCUCCUCUUCAAGUCAGCGGCAUUCAUCAGCUCGGAGGAGGCAGCGGUCCUCUGUGUCUGUCAGAGACUCUCGAUCCUACUCUAGAUCCUACACGUCCAGUCGAUCCAGAUCUCGAGGGAGGUCUUACUCGAGAUCCAGAAGCCUGAGCAGAUCUAGAAGUCGGUCCCUGUCCAGGUCUUCGUCCUAUUCUAGAUCCAGGUCAAGAUCAAGAUCCAGGUACAGAUCCAGGUCUGUGUCUCCAUCCAGAAAGAGGAGUUCUUCUAGAUCUCCAAGAAAGAGGAAAUCCAGCAAGACCAAACCAGACACCAUGAUCCAUGUGACUGACAAGCUUCCUGAGAGCAAAGUGACACCUGUCCCCAGACUCCCAACUGUCCCAGCUCCUGAAAGUGUCCCUGUUAUCCCGCUUAGCGACAGUCCUCCCCCUUCACGCUGGAAGCCCGGGCAAAAGCCCUGGAAGCCCUCCUACAUCCAUAUUCAGGAAAUUAAAGCUAAAGUAGCUCCCAGUGCCCUCUCCUCUGCAGGACAAGGAGUUGGUAGUGUUACAGAGAAAGCUCAGGCUUCAAUUACGGCAAAGUCUCUGCCAGGUGACUCUGAGAGCGACAAAGCAAAGAAACCCGCUGGGCAUUCACGUAGCAGGUCUUCCAGGAGCAAGUCCUACAGCCGAUCAUACAGUCGCUCACGGAGUAGAAGUUACAGCAGGUCCAGGUCCAGGUCCCCUCGUCAGUAUGGCAGCAGGUCGUCGUCCUACAGCAGAUCAGAUUCUGAAAACUCCCAGAAAACAAGCAGCAAUAAGAAGAAUUCACUAGACAAGGAAUGGAAAGAGUAUUACAGCUCUCUGAAGAGGAUAAAAAAUGUAGAUAAGUACAUUUCACUCAGUAGUCAAGAUGCUCAUUCAGGAUCAGGGAACAGGGCAGGCAGUGAGCAUAGUCCUGAUAACAGCGUCUCAAGGAGAAGUGGCUCUGUGGAGAAAAUAAAAGAGAAGGGCAGCUCACAAGAUCAGGAGACAAAACAUUACAGCUCAGUGCCAGUGGAGAGCUUUAAUAGCAGGUCUGAAUGGGAUAGUGACAGUGAUAAAGUGAGCCAAAGCAAUAACAAUGUCCCAUCAAAAAAGCUGAAACAAACAGCUCCAUCCAGCGAGUUUGAGAAGAAGUUGGCGGCUCUUACAGGAUGGAAUUCAGAAAGCGAUUCUGAAAAUGCGACUGCCAGGGCAUUAGCCAUAUCUGAAAAAGAGGAAGGUGAGGCUAGUUCAGAAUCAGACGAUGAGACCUCCAAAAAGACGUCGGCGGUGAUGACUUUAGUGCAGAAGUUAGCUGCCGCUGCCGCGUCCAGCCCGUCGUCUCAGGAAAGUCCUGAGAAGGCCGCAGAGCCAGAGAAGCACAAGAGCAAGAAGAAAUCCAAACGCAAACACAAACACAAGAGGAGAAGUGAGAACAAAACUGGCUCCCAUCGUAGUAAGAGUAAAGGGAAGAGGUCGAAGAGGAAACAUCAGAAGCUGAAAGAGACUUUUCACUGGCAGCCACCUUUGGAGUUCGGAGAGGAGGAAGAUGAAGAUGAAUCCAAAAAGGAGAAGCACAGUCCUAGUACGGAUGGCAAAGAAAGGCCUGGUGGUGACAGUAUGAAUGAUAAGGACCAAAAUGUUGUUUCUUUGAACAAAAACCCAAAUAUGGAAGAAGACAGGGGGCAACAGAGGGCAAAAGAAGGUAUUAAUAAAACCCCAAAACAAGCCGAACCUCAUCAGUCAUCCAACAGGAAUGGUGCUGAAACUGCUAAUAAUGCUAAUUUCCCCAGUAUCAGAGAGCAAGAGUCAUUAGAUGACAUGGACAUUUGUACACCAGAGCAUGAUGUUGAAAUUGUAGAGCCUCCAAUUACACAUGAUUCUUUUAAUAACACCCCUGAAUUAACCCUAAAAUCUACCUCAAAGUCUUCAGUUAUGGCGAGUAAAGACAGCUCUUUACCUCACAGCAAAGAACAAUCAGCUGUUACCUCCACACCAACAGCUGGUGGACUUCAAGAUGAAGCAGCCGCUAGCAAACCUACCGGCUCUGUAAUUAAUUUUAAAUGGAGGCCUUUAAAAGGAAUGUCAGCUAUACAAAAUGUUAAUGUGCCACCCAUGGCCACAAAAAACAUCCAAAUUCAGGAGCACCAGAACACCAACACGCAAGGAGUAAGAAUGGAGAUAAAAAGCAAAAGCCGGGUCAGACCGGGAUCUCUGUUUGAUGAGGUUCGUAAAACAGCAAGGCUCAACCAGCGGCCGAGGAACCAGGAGAGCUCCAGUGAGGAAAGAUCCCCGUCUGUAGGAAAGACCAGGGGGACCUCUCGGACGCGGUCCCCAAAGAAGUCCAGGUCUGCGUCCAGGAAGUCUCGCUCCGUUUCCAGUCACCGGUCUCGGUCCAGAGGGUGGUCGCACUCGUACAGCAGGUCCAGGACUAGAUCCCGCAGCUCUAGCUACUCGUCCAGGAGUCGUAGCCGGAGUCGGAGGAGACAUGGAAGAGGACGGUCCCGCUCCCGCAGCAGCACAUACCGAAGUUACAGGAGUCACAGUCGGACGUACAGUAGAAGUCAUUCCAGAAGUCGCUCGUAUAAUCGCCGUCGGAGAUCCAGGUCAGACUCCUAUGACAGCUACUCCAGCCGGAGUCGGAGUGUGAGCAGGAGACGGGGGCGCAGACGAAGUGACAGCUACAGGAGCUCAGACCGCCGAUCCAGGUCGUACCGCUCCUCCAGUCGCAGUUCUUCCAGGCGCAGAAGCCACAGUCGCAGCAGCCGCUACAGCUGAACCUCAGGCAAGUUGUUGGGCUCAAUUCUGCUGAGGUGGAACAGAACCACAAAGUCUGGACACUGUGCACAAACAAUAGCAACAAUCGCAGACCAGAAACUAAAGCUACAAAAGGAGGAGUUAAUAGUUUAAUACUGUACUGUAUAUCCUCCCUACAUAAGCUGAUAUGACGGUCUAUGAGGAAGUGAAUGUCACUGAAUGUAAAAUAAACCACUUCACAAGCUCACACAAAGGCAGAUCCUUGACUUUAGGGACUGUCACAGCUGAGAACAACUGGGUCAAAAACUGACAAAAAGUCCACUCAAACAGAAAUUUUCUACAUGAAAUAUAUGCUAUUGCUUGCAACAAAUAAGCUGUAAAUAUUUUAUAUAAUUGUAUAUUUGUGUAUUCCUUUUCUACUUGUGAUUUUUAUACACUGAAGUGUACAAAUAUAUUGUACAUGUCUAAUCCUCUCAGCUCUGAUGUGUCUGAUGGGGUGGUGGUUAUGGGUUGAGGUUAUGCCUUAAGUUUAAGGUCAGCAAGACUGGAUUGAUUUUCUCCUCACUGAAUGGAAAACUAACAUUUUGUAGCAGAUUGAAGCUGUAAUUUCUCUUUGAUCCAUUAGUUUUAUUACUGUACCAUGAAAACUUUACUCAAAGUAGAGUAAAGUUGAUUUUGGUUUUAUUCAAACAGUUAUGAAUGUUUACACUUAAUAAAUUCCACUGCAUCUUGUGA
Molecule: messenger RNA, 5792 nt
Organism: Lates calcarifer (barramundi perch)
Lineage: Eukaryota; Metazoa; Chordata; Actinopteri; Centropomidae
Gene: nktr
Product: natural killer cell triggering receptor
Exons: 12
Coding region: 1167-5078 (1303 amino acids)
Biological process (GO): protein folding; protein peptidyl-prolyl isomerization
Cellular component (GO): nucleus
Molecular function (GO): peptidyl-prolyl cis-trans isomerase activity
Source: RefSeq, a predicted model, not a curated record